Molecule: messenger RNA, 1677 nt
Organism: Trichomonas vaginalis G3
Lineage: Eukaryota; Parabasalia; Trichomonadida; Trichomonadidae
Product: tetratricopeptide repeat domain domain-containing protein
Exons: 1
Coding region: 1-1677 (558 amino acids)
Molecular function (GO): protein binding
Source: RefSeq, a predicted model, not a curated record
AUGGAAGACUGGCAUACACAGAAUAUUAUACAUAACGGCAUUGGAUAUUAUAUGAACAUUAAUAAGUUUCAUGAAAUAUCCCUAGUUGCCAGCAAAGAUUUAGAUCUAACAGGAAGUUUUCCGGCAAUUUUAAAAGAUUGUUUAGACGAAAAAUCGUUUUCUACACUAGUUCAAUAUAUAAAUGAUCCAUUAUUCAAGAUAACAUACGUAAAUAUAAUAUUUCUGUUGAAAAGUUCCCUUGUUUAUCGUUGCAAAUCUUUAAUAGAACAAAUACAAAAUAUUUUAAGUGCUCCAAAAUAUGCAGACCAAGCAAUACAAGCUAUUGAAUUGUCCUACCAAUGCCAAACUAUAUUAGAUAUUCUUGAAAAUUACAUUGCUCAUAAUUUCACUAUUUUCGCUCAUAAACCGCAAUUUGUUAAUAUUCCUUGUCACAUAAUCUACAGAAUAAUCACGUGGUAUAACCAAACAUUCGAAGUUACUAACGAAAUUUUAGAAUUUUAUUUCAAUAUCCUCCAAAUCAGAGGAACACAAGCAACAUCUCUUUUUCUAACGAUAAACUAUGCCAAGCUUUCUCCUCAAAUGAUUACGCGCAUUCUAAGCAUGAAACAAUUAGAUUUUGAAAGUAUUGGCCCAUUAAUUAUGCAAUACGUCGAAAAAACAGAGCAGGAUCAUCAAGCUAUGCAAGAUUUACUCAACCAAAAGAAAGGACAAGUGUCAAACCUUAAAUCCGAGUAUGAUCGAGUAAAUGCAAUGUUAGAACAGACAGUACAAAGGCAAAGACUACUUACUUUGAAGCAGGCCGACCUUGAAUCGAAGAAAGACGCAUUAAUCUCUGAGUUAAAGUCACAUUCGGAAAAAUCUUCCCAAUUAGAAAAUCAAAUUUUACAAAUUCGUGACGAUACACAGAAAAUUGUUAAGCAGAAAGACGAAAUAAACAAUCAGAAGAAUUCUGUGCAGAGAGAUUCCGAAGAAAUGAUCAACGACAUCGCAAUUCUCAAACAACAAAUUGCUGAUCGCGAAAUGCAACAAAAAGCAGCUGCAGCAGCCAGAGAACUUGUCAGGAAAGACGAGGAGAUGAGACACAGACUCGCAGAAAUGCAGAAACAAGAGGAAUUAAAGAAACAAGAAGAACUCAAAAAACUUGAAGAACAAAAAGUGACAGAAAAUUUAGCUAAUUCGAAUGAAAACUCCCAAAACAAUUCAGGGGAAACAGAACAGAAGCAGAACUAUGUAGAGCCAUCACUUACUAUCAUUGAAUUCGAUCCGAAUGCCUUCAAAAAAGCAUUUCUUCAGAAGAAAGACAUAAAAGUUGAGAUGAUUUCACCUCCUGCGACAAAAUACUCAUUAUCUGCUGAAGGAUUCUCAAGAGCUUGUGAAUUGGAGUUCAUGUGGACAUGUGCACAAAAUUACGAUGAAAAGUAUAGAUCAAGUUACGGAGCUUUGCUUUUGAUGAAUGACCCUCAAUCUUUGGAUUUGGCCGCGUCACUUUUAUUUCAAGCUGCAGAAAAAGAGGAACCAUACGCAUUGUACAACAUUGGCGCUCUGAUAACAAAUGGUUUAUUGGAAGGGGAGAGAGAAGAUGCUGCUGAUUAUAUUUGUAGGGCUGCAAUGAAAGGAGAACCCGAUGCACAAAUGAUUGUCAAGAAAUUGGUCAAAUGGGAUGUACCUGCAAGAUAG